This is a messenger RNA of Hypanus sabinus (Atlantic stingray), 2410 nucleotides long. RefSeq lists its product as uncharacterized. Bases 1 to 666 code for a protein of 221 amino acids. The record is from RefSeq and is a predicted model, not a curated record. The transcript is spliced from 3 exons. Lineage: Eukaryota; Metazoa; Chordata; Chondrichthyes; Myliobatiformes; Dasyatidae.
AUGAGAUUACUCAUUUCGAAACGUCAAAAGCAUGAGUAUUAUUACGUCAUCCGUGAGAGCACGGCCCUCUCACCCCGAGAACAGACCCAUCAAUGCUUCUCGCUCAACUCGCCUCCGAGCAAGGUCGUAUCGCCACUUAGCGCGGGAGAGGAGGAGAGGCUAAACAAUGUAACUGCCCUCACUGAGGGAUCAGAGGUGAAAAGGGUGAGCAGAUUCAAGUUCCUGGGUGUCAACAUCUCUGAAGAUCUACCUCAGGCUCAAUGUAAUGACGCAAUUACAAAGAAGGUGCAACAGUGGCUGUAUUUCAUAAGGAGCUCAAGGAGAUUUGGUGUGCGUUCAAAGACUCUUGCAAAUUUCUACAGAUGCACCACGGAGAGCAUUCUAGCCGUUUACAUCGUUGUCUGGUACGGAGGAGCCCCUGCACAGGAUUGGAGAGAGAAGCAGAAAGUUGUGAGCUCAGCCAGCUCUGUCAUGGGCAUUGAGAACUUCUUCAAAAGGCGGUGCCUCAAAAUUGUGGCAUCUGUCACUAAGGACCCCCAUCACCCAGAACAUGCUCUCUUUUCAUUGCUAUCAUCAGGGAGAAGGUGCAGGAGCCUGAAGAUGUACACUCAAUAUUUCAGGAAGCGUUUCCUCUCCACUGCCAUCAGAAUUCUGAAUGGACAAUGAACCUGUGUACACUACCACACCACUCGUUUUCGUCUCUUUUUGCACUUCUUAUUUGAUUUAAUCAUAUUGUAAUUAUUGUAAUUUUUAUUUUUAAAUUAUGUAUUGUAUUGUACUGCUGCUGCAAAACCACAAGUUUUAUGACAUAUGCCAAUGAUAUUAAAUCUGAUUCUAAUUCUUAUUCCCAUCACUAUUCAUCCACAUUGCAAAUUUACACUGUAAUACCAUUUUAUUGAUUCUGCAAUAAUGCUUUUUUUUUGCAUUUCACUCAGCUUUUCACUUUAGAAUAUUUUGCUUUCCAAAACAUUUUGCGGAACAUGUUCAGAGUCAUAGAAGAGCACUGCACAAAAACAGACCCUUUGGCUCAUCUAGUCCAUGCCGAAACCAUUUAAGCUGCCUACUCUCAUCAACCCGCACUGAAGGAAUAGCAUUAACAUCCAUGUACCUAUCCAAACUUCUCUUAAGCAUAGAAAUUGAGCUGGCACGCACACUUGCCCUUGCAGCUCAUUCUACAUUUUCACAUCUCUCUGAGUGAACAAGUUUCCCCUCAUGUCCCCCUUAAACUUUUAACCUUUCACCCUUAACCCAUAACCUUUAAUUGUUGUCCCACCCAACCUCAGCAGAAAUAGCCUGCUUGUAUCUACCUUGUCUAUCCCCCUCAUAAUUUUGUGUACCUUUAUCAAAUCUCCACUCAAUCUUCUACGUUCCAAGGAAGAAAGCCCUAGCCUAUACAGUUUUGCCUUGUAUCUCUCCAGUUCCAGCACCAUUCUUAUAAAUUUUCUCUGUACUCCUUCAACUUUAUUUACAAUUUUCCUGUAGGUAGGAGACCAAAAGUACACACAAUACUCCAAAUUAGGCCUGUGCAACAUCUUAUACAACUUCGGUCUAACAUCCCAUGUCCUGUACUUCCCUCACAAGUUGAGACAUCACUGUAAUUGGUACUAUUAACUGCUGAAAACACUUAAGUCAAGCGGCGUCUUAAGAGAAAGAAAUAUUUCAUUGCUGCCCUUUCCAGUCCUUUUCCAGCUCUUUUGAAUUUUAUCCCAGAUUUCCUACAUCUGCAGUGUUUUACUCUACAGAAUCACAUAGAGUGGUAGGAAGUGAGAAAUGAUUUGCUUCAGUAAACUAGCAAAUAAUUUUCAGUCCUCUUCACACCUAGUUCAAAUGUUUAUUUGAUAGAAGUUACUGUGAGGUGCCUUGGGGAUGUUUUCAUACUUUGAGUGCCAUACAAGUGAAAGUUUUUGAUGUCACUAAAAUAGCCGGCAAUGUAUUCCAAAGCCCUCACAACCAGCGACAGAGAUUUUAAUGAUGAUUUUCUUUUAAUCUUUUAGGCAAAGACUAAAAGUAAUUGACAUAGUAAGGUCCAGCAAGCAGCAAAAUUCUGAUCAAAGUUCACUGACUCUUUUUCUCUCUCCAUAGAUGCUGCCUGACCUGUUGAGUAUCUCUAGCAUUUUCUGUUUCUGUUUCAAAUUUCCAAUGUCUGCAGUAUUUUUGUCAUGACCACGGACUCCGUGCCCCUGCCCUCCACCCCCACCCCCCGUAGAUGGCUGCAUGUCAGGUUGGGCAAUUGCACUCAUGAAUAUGCACAUUUCAGCUAAUUACAAUCUCAUUAUGAUGGUAUUUAACUCUUUUCAUUCAAUGGUCUUUUCAUUCUUGAGAUUUGAUGUAAAACGUGCUAAUGUUUACGCUCCCUCCAUACACUAAUACUUGUCCGGGAAAGAAGACUACCACUUCAAUUGAAGCUGUA